Molecule: messenger RNA, 2966 nt
Organism: Diprion similis
Lineage: Eukaryota; Metazoa; Arthropoda; Insecta; Hymenoptera; Diprionidae
Exons: 2
Coding region: 714-1751 (345 amino acids)
Source: RefSeq, a predicted model, not a curated record
UGCCAUUUCAGUGCUCUUCAGACUUUUACCAAGGACGGGUUCCCGGUUAUGGAUCCGCCUCCCGCGCGUUAACGAUCAUGUGCAUGCGAUCAUGGGACGGCAGUGGGUGAUGUCAAUCGAUUGAUGACGUUUCAUGAGUUUUGUUUGCCUUGAUUUCACGGCAGAUAUUCACCAAAAACGAAGUACCACUUGGUUUUAAAUUGAGCGGAUGAACUGUUUGUUUGCGAUGAGUACUUCAAUGCAUGUUUAUCCUUAAAAGAAAAAAAAAGGAACGUCGACGCGCGUGAUUCCAUUCAAAAUACAUAACGUCAUUGCGCAAUCCGUAGGUAUUUGAGUUUCGUAGGUAAAAUUUUAAGUACGACGAGCGGAAUAAUAACCUGAAGUGGGACAAUUAACGGCACGCAGAUCAACACAGACACACGAUUGCAAGGCUGCUUUCGAAACAAAUGAAAACCGUAUGUUAGAAAUUCCGUGAUGAGCGAUUGUUAUGGAUUUACGGAUGAGUGAGGAUUGAGGAAUGCAUGAAAGUUGAAACGUAGCGAAGGAAGCUCGGAUCACGUGGGAAGGAGAAGGAUUAUUAUGACCUUUGAGCAACGAAGAAUAAUUUAAAUAAAGUUAAAUGAUUACCUACACCUUGAAAUUAACGAACCACAAUUGCUUCACAACUACGAAGCCUUAUAAUAUGCAUAACAACAAUCAACGCAUUGAAAAUAAUGACGAAAACGUGCGAAAUGUUGACCAAAGGCGUUUACGCCGAUUCCAAAGAAGAUGAAGAAGCGUUAGAGAUAAUACGAGAGGCUUUUAUAGCGCUGAAUUCUAAUUAUAUGAGACGAGGAGCUUGUCUAAUUGAUCUACAAGAGCGAUCAACAAUCGCCACUGUCAAAGUGGGCAAAAAGAAAUGUAACAAUAUAAUUUCUCAAUUAAAAUAUUCCAAGAAACUAUUUACAGCAGCAUUUUUUACCCUACUCAGUUACUGUUUACUGUCAGAAAAUUUCCCUGUCAAUUUUGCAAUCAAAUAUGCAUUGGGAACUCGUUGCUUGGUACCGAACAAUUACUUUGUUUGGGAAUUCACGCGGCCUGUUUCAACGUGUGAAUUUUGUCGCGAUAUAGACUCAGCCCUAAUUCUUCCCAAUCUGACAAGAGAAGAAUUCAAGCGCUAUGCUUACUCGUCAAGACCGAUGGUGAUAAAAAAUGCGGCAGGUCAUUGGCCGGCAAGAAAAGUGUUCAGCCUGUACUUCUUUAGAAAUCUCUACGAGAGUAUCGAAGGCGCUUACGAAAGUGUUCAGGAGGAGUGCCAGUUCCUUCAUUUUAAAAGCAACUUUGCAAGCCUCAAAGAAGUCUUUGCAAUGAGCGAUCGAAGGGCCCUCAAUUUGCCUGGGGAACAGCCCUGGUAUGUCGGAUGGAAAAAUUGUCACCCCCAGGUGCUGGAAAUCAUGAAAGAAUUUUAUCAAACUCCGCACUUUCUGCCUCAAGAUGCCGAAGUACCGCACACCAAUUAUGUUUUUCUUGGAUACGAACAAGGCGCUGUUAUGCAUCUGGAUUACAUUCCACGUUUGAUGUGGCAGGGUCAGCUACAGGGAAGCAAAACUUGGUCGGUAGCGCCAACUCCAGAAUGUGACAAAAUUUGUAAGAAAUUUGACUUCUCCGUUGAUGCCGGGGAUAUAAUUCUGUUGGACACCAGAGUUUGGUAUCACGGCACCAACGUAAAGGACGGGCAGUUCAGUCUAACUGUAACGUCUGAGUACGGAUAGGUUUGAAACCGAGCCUAUUACCUCGACAAUAAUUAAUUGUACAUAUGCAAUUUUCUUCGGGCUACCUAAAACCAUAGGUAGUUGAAUAUUUUUAAUCAAUUUUCUCAUAAUCCCAUUGCCGUUUAAAUCAUAGAUUUAGAAACAGCCAUCAGCUACUGGCCGUUAUGACUAGCAUUCUUUUUCGAAUCUUUGAUUUACUUUUGUAUUAGUACAAAGCAACCCUUUUUUUGCAUUCCAUGUGAAUAAAAUUUGCACACCAGUUUAAAAUCGUCUUGCCAAUAGAUUGUAAUAAUUAAUGGAAAUUUGCAAAUGAAGGGAAAAUGGCGUAAUUUCCCCAAGAAUCAGGGUUUUAAAUAACUGCCCGAUGACGCAGGGUAAACUGUAUGUGCAAACCCGUAGGAAUAUAUAUAUACAUACGUACUAUACUAUACUAUACUAUAUACAUGAAAAUUAUAUGUUUACACACAACAUGCAAAGACUGUUAAUACUCAGAGAAUUGAAUCUUUAGAAGUAAAACCGAUCUUUGCAAAAGUAUUAUUUUUUAAAAUUUGUUGCUGAUAUAUUAUAGAAUCUUAAGAGAUCUGAGGAAUGAUUAUUUUUUCUUUAAUACUUUAAAAGUUAAGUUCAUAUAUACUAAAAGUGCCUGAGUUUUUCCAAAUAUACAAAGUGCCAUGAUAGUUGGCGUUUCCAAUUAAUUACAAAGUAAUUAUUCGUUCCUGAUUAUUUAUUAGUUUUUAAACGUAGAGAAGAUUGCAGUGUAACUUGUGUGACUGAUUAUUUUGGUUUUGUUGUGCGAUGCCUCUUGAUCGUACAUAGCUUAGGAUGUUUCGUUUGGAAGUAACUUUGUCUCUUUGCUCUGUGUUGAAAAACUUGCAAAAUCUCUCUUUAAUCCACCUUAGAUCCAAUUCUUAAAUGUAGCUUCCGGACAUUAAAGUUUUUCAGCAUGGAGAAAAUGUAAUUUCAUUACAACAAAUUUUUCCGGUGGAAGUGAAAAAAAACAAAUUUGCUACCACACGAAACAACCUAAAGCACAUACAUUGGGCAUGCGCCUUCCUACAAAAUGCCAUUCGUCGUGCCAUGUUGGAGUCAAUUUCAGCACACUCAAAUAUACACCGAAAUUUUGUAACGCCAGCAGCAAAAAAGGUUUCUUCUGAAAUGUAGAAUAGAUAAUAAUUCCUUUUUUGAUUUCUAUGUUCGUUGUGUUGUAUUUUUUCA